AACUGGAUCAACCUUUCAAAGAUGAGUGCCCCUCCAGAGCUCUCUGAACUAGUCAACCUCUCUCUGCGCUAACACAGAGUGGACCCCAGAACUUUGGGUCUGCUAACAUUCCAGGAGCUUCUCAGUUGUCAUAAAGCAGUGGAAGGAGGGAACAAGAAGCCAUUUUGAUUUUGGCAAGUGGCAUACAGGAUAGGGUGAGCAGAGAAUGAGCCAAGCAUGUUUAACCCACAUGUAUUAGAGACUCCGGCUGUGAUCUUUGACAAUGGGUCAGGGCUGUGCAAAGCUGGUGUGUCAGGAGAGAUAGGUCCUCGGCAUGUCAUUAGUACAGUCGUCGGACACCCCAGGUUCAAAAUGGGUGGCACGGAGCAAAAUCAGAAGCUGUAUUACGUUGGGGAGGAGGCCUUAUACAAGUCAGAGUCCUUAUUUUUGCAGCAUCCUAUUGAGCGAGGCAUCAUCACAUCUUGGGAAGACAUGGAGAAGCUCUGGAGAUACCUCUUUGACUGGGAACUUGGAAUUAAGCCCUCUGAAAGACCGGUGCUCAUGACAGAGCCGUCUCUGAACCCCAGGAACAACCGGGAGAAAACGGCAGAGAUGAUGUUUGAGAGUUUCAAAGUACCAGCUUUCUACCUAUCUGACCAAGCAGUCUUGGCCCUCUAUGCCUCCGCCUGCGUCACAGGACUAGUGGUGGACAGCGGCAACAGCGUCACCUGCACAGUCCCUGUGUUUGAGGGGUAUUCCUUACCUCAUGCAGUUUCCAAACUUUAUGUAGGAGGGAAGGAUAUUACCGAGUAUCUCCUUCGACUGCUUAUAAACAGUGGACGAUCCUUCCCUUGUGCACUAGACAAAGGACUGGUGGAUGACAUCAAGGAAAAACUAUGCUAUGUAGCCUUAGAUCCGGAGAAGGAGCUGAGCAGGAGACCCGAGGAAGUCACGAGAGAUUACAAACUUCCUGAUGGGAAUGUUGUCCACUUUGGAGACCAGUUGUUCCAGGGACCUGAAGUUCUCUUUACCCCAGAACAACUUGGCAUACAUCUCCCAGGGCUUUCCAAAAUGGUUGUUAAUAGUAUCCUGAAAUGUGAUGCUGACAUACAGAAGUCUCUCUUUGGGGAUAUUCUUCUCUCUGGUGGUUCUUCCUUGUUCCCGGGACUGGAUGAUCGACUGAUGAAAGAAACAGAGCAGCAAGCCCCAAAGGGCAUCCCUAUCAAGAUAACAGCUCCUCCUGAUCGAUGGUUCUCUACAUGGAUUGGAGCCUCCAUUGUGACAUCUCUGAGCAGCUUCAAGCAGAUGUGGGUCACUGCCAUGGAUUACAGGGAAUUUGGGACAUCUGUGGUCCAAAGAAGAUGCUUCUAAAAGUCUUUGAUGAACCAACUUAUCACUUCUUAGAUGAAGCAUGCAAAGGCUUAUGUGACAAGGUAUAAAAUA
This is a messenger RNA of Trichosurus vulpecula (common brushtail), 1422 nucleotides long. RefSeq names its product actin-related protein T2-like. The transcript has a single exon. Lineage: Eukaryota; Metazoa; Chordata; Mammalia; Diprotodontia; Phalangeridae. The record is from RefSeq and is a predicted model, not a curated record. The coding region runs from base 217 to 1350 and encodes 377 amino acids.